Molecule: messenger RNA, 3124 nt
Organism: Penicillium brasilianum
Lineage: Eukaryota; Fungi; Ascomycota; Eurotiomycetes; Eurotiales; Aspergillaceae
Source: the annotation of a GenBank genome assembly
ACAGGGCUCACUUCGCCCGCUUGUUGUUGAUCCUGUACGACCCUUGGUCAUUCUCAUCAAUUCGGUGAUUCUUGGCUGGAUUUACAAUUGUCAAUCUUGCUUAAUACUACGUCUUCCAAAUUCCUGACAUUACAUCAUCAUAGUGUGUUAUCGUGUCCGGGGAAAGGCCCCAUUCUCAGAUUCCUAUCGACUGCGGUUCAUCGACUCAGACAUUAGAGAACGCCAUCAUCCACGAUUCCAAUUUAGUUGCCAGUCCCAUCGCAUGGUGCAUUCCUCGGAUCGGGGGAUCUGAAUAGAUCUCCUUCGGUAUUUCUCCUUCGGUAACCCCGACAUUCCAGACCAUCGAUAUCGUACGGAGCAUUCACAACCGCCGUCAUCAUGUCCGACUCGGGACUCACGGCUCCCGGGAGCAGUUCGUACUCGUCGAAUACACUUCAUGUUGGAGAUGGCACUUGGGACACGCAGCGCGAUACCUUUUUGCUGCCCAAUCUGAUGGGUUUGAAUUUUGAAACGAUGCGAUACAAUGGCAUGGGCAAUCGGUUUAAAGAUAUGGCUGGGUACCAUUCCAUAAUAAUUGCGCACGGUGUUAUUGCAACAAUCGUUUUCCUGGGCCUCGUGCCCAUUUCGACCCUAAUCAUUCGAUACUACUCCCGAUGGAACCCAUUCUGGGCAUUCAAACUCCACGCGUGGUGUCAGAUACUCACACUUCUCUUGUCAACAGUGGUAUUUGUGCUGGGCUGGUUUGCCGUUGGCCCAAAGCGAAGCCUAACCAACCCACACCAUGGAAUCGGCCUAGCAAUCUAUGUGAUGGUGAUAUUCCAGGUUCUCUGGGGCUGGUUUAUGCAUAAAAAGGAGAGCAAACGAGUUCGCCAUCACGUCCCAUUGAAGCUUGUGAUUCAUCGGUGGAUAGGUCGAGCAUUGGCCCUUCUUGGACUUGCUCAGAUUCCAUUGGGUCUAACGCUCUAUGGCUCUCCCAAGGUGCUUUUCAUUCUCUACGCGGUCGGAGUUUUUGCCCUCCUAGUGACGUACUUUGUCCUUUCUUACCUUUACGACGAUGAAGGAUUCCACAUGGCAAGUGAACAUGGCAGCAGGUACACGGGUCCUUCGGUUGUGGAAGAACACCACGGAGGAGGUGGUGGUGGUGGUGGUGGCGGACUCGGCCCUGCUCUAGCUGGUGGCGCUCUAGGCGCAGGACUAGCUUCAUUGUUCAAACGACGCGGUCGCAGCCGUCACUCCAGCGAGGCAUACGAAGAGUCUCGGACAUCUUACUCGGAUGAAAAAUAUUCUGACGAGUCUUCUCGCCAUCACGGUGGUGGCGGGGGAUGGGGAAAGAAAAUUCUUGAGAUUGGCGCAUUGGCCGGUGCUGGUAUGCUUGCGAAGAAGUGGUGGGAUCGCAGACGACACCGUGAAGAAGAUACCGAGGUUGGCCGUUACAGACCUGCCCAUUCUCGCACCGACAGCUACACGGAAGACUCUCUUAGCAGGCUGGAAGACGGUCGACCAGAACCCGCUCGCCCGCCGGUCGCUGGGCGGCCCCCUAGCAGGCCUCAGAGUCCUGGGUCUUCAUACUAUUACAACAGCACAUAUUUGUCAGAGCAACCGGAACGCCGUCCGUCCCAUGGUGUAAGAGAUGCAUUGCUCGGAGCUGGUGCUUUUGCGGCUGUGAAACGGCUGUUCAGUCGCAACAAAGACAAGGACGACGAGGAAAAGCGCCGGUUGGAAGAUAUCCGCCGUCGGGAUGAGGAAGAUGAGGCUCUACAAAGAGCAAACAGCAAGCGGCGACGACCCGAUGCUGUUUCCGGUCCUUAUCCUCAACGGCGAAGGCCAAGCCCUUACACUGAAAGUGACUUAACGCCUACUGAUCUUACUCCUCGGCCACGGCCUCCGCGACUCGCAUCCGAAAGCUCCAUGCUCACUCCAGAGCCUAUGGCAACGGGAGCUGCUCAUGGUGCUCAUUCUGAUAUUCCUCCCCUUCCUCCCAUUCAUCAGGAGCUGUCUGGUGACUUCCCUCCUUCCGAACGGCCUCAUUCCCACCAUUCCCACCACGCAGAAGAGAUUGCAGCUGGUGCAGCUGCGGGUGCCGCACUGGGCGCUGCCUCUAGCCAUCGCCGUAGCAGCGUUAGUCGUCGCCGAGACGAUAGUCGGCAUCGAUCUGACCACGUCGAGUCUCCGCCGGUAUCAGUCAAAGUGAAGAUGCACAAUGACGGCCGUCACGUUACUCUUCGUCGUCUCACCGAAGAAGAAGCUGCGGCUCAACGCGAAGCACGACGCCGUGAGCGCAGAAAUUCGCGCCGUCGCGGCAGUAGUGCAGGUUCCCUCUCCGGCGACGAAGGUCGUGACUAUGAUCGUUGGCGUCGUGUCGAGGAGCUAGAGCGCCAACAAGCCGAGCAAAUUCGACGAGAACAACAAGCUGCCGCAGCGACAUCCGCUGCGCCGUCAGCAAGCGUGCCUCCCUCCUCAUUCCACCCCUCUCAAUCCCAAAUCAGCCAUAUGCCACCUCCUCCACCUGUCGCACCCGCGGCGCCCCCGAGCAUGCCCUAUGGUCCGGGCAGUGUCACUUCCCCCGGAACAUGGACCGGCACCGAAGCUAGCGGGUCAUACGCUAACAAUCGGCGCCGCCGGCGUGCGGAGCGAGCCCGAGCCAGGCAAGAGAGACAACAGCAUGGCGUGGAAUUUGAGUAAGCAUGGGUUGACACCUAAGCCCUCUUUGUUACCCCAUUUCAAAUCCCUUCUUUUGUGUUGCUUUUCUGUGAUGACCUGUACAAAACGAGUUUCUGGUUUUGUUGAUAUAACGGCCUCUUUCUCAUACCUUUUUGAUGUUCCUGUUUUUUCCCUCGAUUUUUACUAUGGAUAUGGAUCGCUAUGUUUGAUGGCUAUGGAAAUGAACGACUUGGACAGGACAUUUGUUUUUACUCGUUUGAUGAGGCAAGCGAAUCUAUGGGUCUUUUGUUUCUUGUACUUCUCAUUUACUGGGACAUGUUGGCGAGUCUUUUGGGUCGUUGACCACAAUAUCAUUUCCUUUUGCCCUUCUGCAUUCUUAUUAUUUUAUCGCGCUAUAACGGAUAAUUUUAAGAUUACUUGGGACCGUACUAAUGUGUUAUGUCCGUAUUGUUGUGGACUAUGG